Leptosia nina is the source of this 1227-nucleotide messenger RNA. Lineage: Eukaryota; Metazoa; Arthropoda; Insecta; Lepidoptera; Pieridae. The record is from the annotation of a GenBank genome assembly.
AUGUCUGGACAAGGAUCCUUUGAAAAUCCGUAUGAAGAUUAUACAUCUACACCGCAAAAUAAUAUUUUGAAUGACCCAAGAAACGGGAUUUCAGAUGUUUUACAGAAAAAAAUAUCAAAUUUCAAAGCAACAAAACUACAGAUACUCACUACAAAACUGCAAAGAGAUGUCUUCUGUGAUGGAACUGUGUAUACUGGUUCAGCUGGGCUUGCUCUUUAUUAUACAUAUAAUUCCCUGGCAAAUAAAAAUGAGCCUUGCCAUGAUGCCUUGCAGGCAACUCUGGAAUAUUUAGAUAUAUUAAAUUUAAAAGGUCGUAGAAUAAGUUUUUUGUGUGGAGAUGCAGGACCUCUAGCCAUUGCCACAGUUAUUUCAUACAAAUUAGGAACACGCCGCUCAAACUCCUUACCUGAUUAUAAAGAACUAGGUCAAAGAUUAAUGCAAUUGAUUUCGAUUCUAGAAGAUUCACCUGAUGAAGUUUUAUAUGGAAAAUCAGGCUACUUAUUUGCAUUACUAUUUACUAAUAAACAUAUCAGUGGGAAAGAAGUUAUACCUUCUUAUCACAUUGAGAAGGUGAUAAAUUCAAUAAUUUCGUCCGGAAAACGUCUUUCUUUACACAUGAAGGCAGAUAGUCCUUUACUGUGGCAGUGGCAUGAUAAAGUUUAUUUAGGUGCUGCACAUGGAAUGGCUGGAAUACUUUAUGUGCUAUUGCAGGCUCGUAAUUACAUUAAAGGAAACGACCUAAGGGCAUUUGUGAAGCCAACAAUAGACUGGUUAUUGGGGUCUCGCUUUCAAACUGGUAACUUCCCAUCUUCUCUUGGUAGUAGUUCAGGCGAUAGGCUGGUACAGUGGUGCCAUGGUGCACCUGGAUUUGUGUCAUUGUGUCUGGCAGCUUAUCAAGCAUUUGAUGAUGAGAAGUAUUUGAAAAUAGCAAAUCAAUGCGGGGAGGUGAUCUGGCAACGAGGACUGUGUACGAAGGGAUAUAGCCUCUGUCAUGGUGUUAGUGGCAACGCGUACGCCUUCCUACAAUUAUAUCAAGCAACAAAGAAACCUAUACAUUUGUAUCGCGCAUGUUGUUUUAUGGAAUGGUGCGCAGUGGAGCGACCAGGGACUGAACUACAUCGUCCAGAUAGACCUGCUUCGCUUUUCGAAGGAUUAUUGGGACGAAUAUUUCUCGCAGAGGACAUCACCAGACCAAUUGACUCUAAAUUCCCAGCAUUUUGUUUGUAA